Messenger RNA from Sclerotinia trifoliorum, 2344 nucleotides. Lineage: Eukaryota; Fungi; Ascomycota; Leotiomycetes; Helotiales; Sclerotiniaceae. The record is from the annotation of a GenBank genome assembly.
CCAUUUUCACCUGAAAAAGGAAGUUUAACAAUUCCUUUUUGUCUACUCGAAUACCGGAACUAGGGAAGUUCGAAGAUGGCAUACCUCCCAUACGAGGAGCCUGGAAUCGUGGUCAUUCUUUCCUUGACCUCAUUUAUCGUUCUGUUAAACAUCACUCGAUAUAUCCUAGACCGCGCCCUAUAUUGUGGCAUCAUAGGGCAAAUUCUCAUUGGGAUAAUAUGGGGUCUACCAGUUGGAGGGACGUCAUGGUUGACACAUGGAGAUCAGGAAACGAUUCAAGCAUUGGGCUACCUGGGCCUGAUAGGUCUCGUAUUUGAAGGGGGCCUCAGUACAGACUUUAAACAGCUUCGAAAAUGUGCCUAUGUUUCUGUGUCGGUAGCUACUGUUGGCUUAUUGAUGCCAAUUGCAUUGUCUUUCCUCUUGCUUAUCUUACCUUUUCCCAGUAGUUCUGGGACGUUGUAUCCCACCCCUCUGGCCGCCUUUUCCGCGGGUGCCUCACUAUGUUCGACGUCUUUAGGAACGACGUUUGCUAUCCUUUCCUCUGCGAAUAUGCAGCAUACUAGAGUGGGCGUGAUACUCGUGGGUGCUGCCAUGAUGGAUGAUGUUGUGGGCCUUGUUAUGGUAAACAUUGUUACGACUUUAGGUAGGGGAGGCAUCGGUGGGUGGCCUAUUGCAAGACCGAUAGUUGCGAGUUUUGGUCUACUCAUUGUCUCAUUAGCUGUCUGUAGAUUUAUUCUCACACCUAUCUGGCUCUACCUUGUCAAGAAUUCGCAACUCGAGGUAGCUCCCAACAUUAACACAAGCAGCAAAUCUGAUAUCAAGGGAUUUGCCCUUCAGCCAUUCCGAAAUGUCCCACAUCUUAGUUUUCUCCUUCCAACGUUGGUAUUGAUUGUUUUUGUCACUAUUGCAUCCUUCAUCGAUGCGUCUGUUCUUUUCGCUGCGUUCAUCGCUGGUGGUGUAGUCAAUUACCUGUGGGGUGUCGGAAUGCAUGAUGUUGAAGAAGAAUCAAUGUCAAAUGCAGCUCAGAUAAUGUAUGAAGAGUAUUAUAAAUCAGUUAUGGACUUCAUAUUGGUUCCUUUUUUCUUUGUGGGUACCCAUGAAUCUAUCUCGCUUCAAGCAUUUUAGCCAAUACUUGAUCUAGGGAUCUUAACUAAUAAAAUGUAUCUAGGCGUCCAUUGGUUUCUCAAUUCCGAUCACAGACAUGUUUAGCGCCUCGAUCGUCUGGAAAGGCAUUGUCUAUUCGAUUCUUAUGAUCAUUGCAAAAGGACUAGUGAGCCUCGUUAUGUACUUCGAGUACUUCAUAAAGUCCUGGCAAAAACUAAAGACGACAGUAUCAAGCCGUAUGCCAACGCAGCAACCGGAAUCCUCAUCAGCUGCUACUACCCGUCCACCACAUUCAGAGGCUUUACUCGUGGGAUUUUCCAUGGUUGCUAGAGGAGAAAUAGGGUUCUUAAUCGCGUCCCUUUCGCAAAGCUCAGGCACUCUGUUGUUGAAGAACCGAAACAAUACUACUGUCGCAUCCGGCGAAGCAGUGUUUCUUGUCAUCGUUUGGGCUGUAAUGAUUUGCACGAUUGCCGGACCAGUUGUUGUUGGCGUCCUUGUAAGGCGUUUGAAGAAUCAAGCUUAGAUCUCAACUAGACCCCACGAAGUUCUUGAUUUUGUACAUCUUAGGCGACAAAUCGGAAAUCUACAGACGCCAUUGAAUACACUUGUUCGCAGUAAAUCAAAGACCUUGUACGGCUGUCGGAUAAUGUUGCAACACGAAUUCGGGAUCUGGGCCGAACUAUUGUCCUGGAGGGUGUCCAGCUAGCUAUUUUAUAUUCACUUCCUUGCAUUACUCAGCACCCAUUCGCAGCGUACAGAACUUCGAGGACAGCAAUAUUAACCCUACCACAAUACAAAUAUCUGCGGACAUGGACAUCAUCUUCAAAUAGCCUCCCGUUUUUCAUGUCACCUUGGUAUUAAGUAGCACAGCACCAGUACAUUGUUACACCUUGAGCGAAAAACAUCCAGAGGUCAAGAGAAUACCAUGGUUGAAGGACAUCCGGGUUAAGAGGAUCUUCACGCUUUAGUCUUCAUAUGAGGAUGCAAUAGUGAGGGAAUGCGAAAGAUCCGCGAACCUGACCUAUCGCAUCAUAGGGGACUUCCGGUGACAGUGAUUAAUAAUUACGGUGACAACAAUUUUGUUUCGGAAGCUCAGAUUACAAUCUUGUCAGAUUAGAAAAAGGCAUGAAGAAGCAAGCGUAACGGUAAAGAAAAACUCAAAACUCCGUACCCGCAACCUAGUUUUAGCUCGGAAAGCGCGGCUGGCAUGAGGCUAGGGAAUAUUUAUUAAGCUGGAGAG